AUGGAUAAGAUGCGACUUCAUGAGAAAGUGGGACAUCUUGGAGAUUUUCAGCACGAUGAGUGGAAUCCAGUGGUCCGUCAUAUUGGUCAGAGAUUGGAUAGUCAAGAUGAGAUGCACGAUGAGUGGAAUCCAGUGGUCCGUCAUAUUGGUCAGAGAUUGGAUAGUCAAGAUGAGAUGCACGAUGAGUGGAAUCCAAUGGUCCGUCAUAUUGGUCAGAGAUUGGAUAGUCAGAGUGAGCAUGGUGACUUCUUGAACAAUCCGGUGAUCUUGGACUUCAAUGAUUGUUCGUCCUUCUUCUCUGAUUCCUCAAUCACGACUGGAACAACAUGUUCUGGAAGCUUCUCGUAG
Messenger RNA from Caenorhabditis remanei, 348 nucleotides. RefSeq lists its product as uncharacterized. The record is from RefSeq and is a predicted model, not a curated record. NCBI's taxonomy places the organism in Eukaryota, Metazoa, Nematoda, Chromadorea, Rhabditida, Rhabditidae. The transcript has 3 exons. Bases 1 to 348 code for a protein of 115 amino acids.